Messenger RNA from Tetrahymena thermophila SB210, 2433 nucleotides. Its product is annotated as Serine/Threonine kinase. Gene Ontology annotation, molecular function: ATP binding; protein kinase activity. Lineage: Eukaryota; Ciliophora; Oligohymenophorea; Hymenostomatida; Tetrahymenidae. The record is from RefSeq and is a predicted model, not a curated record. The transcript is spliced from 3 exons. Gene Ontology annotation, biological process: protein phosphorylation.
AUGUUAAUUUUGAUUUUCCUAAAAUUCAUAUUUGAGAUUCUAUUUGCUUUGUUAAAGUAUUUGAUAAAAAGAUAUACAAUUUGGUUUUAUUAAUUAAUAUUUUUGAUAAAAAAAACAAUCUAUUUUAUCAUAAUAAAGAAUUAAACCCUUUAAAAACUUAACCAAAAAUAAUUAAAAAUGUAGAAAAUAUAAAUUUUGGUAUUUUUAGUAGUAAUUAAGAUGUAUUACUGCUAAACAAAAGAAAUUGAUUUUAGUUAAAAACCUGAAUUGGCAGAUUAUUGUUUAUAUUUUGAAAGAAUUUAUAUUAUGGGUAAUUAUGAUUUUGAAAAUAAAACUCUUUAUUAUACAUUAUAUCCAUCUCUAAAUACCAAAUAAUAAUACACCUUUUAUGAUUCUUAUAAUAAAUAAAUAAGUAAUACAGUUACUCAGAAAUAUCCUUUAUUUUAUAAUGAUUAAGGAAUUUAAGGUAUUGCUUCUUUUGCUAUUUAUAGCAUAGAUUCUGAAAGAGAUAUAAUCACCAUUAGAAUUUUUAGUGGCUUUAUUUCUAGUUAUUAGAUAAACACUCAAGAAACUAUGGUCUAAGCAAAAAAGAUUUUGCACAGCUACACUUUUUAUGACACGCUAGACAAUUACAUAUUUUAUUUAUAGAAAGAUGAUUCAAAAAUUGCUAUUUUAUGCUUCAAUACAUAGUCAAAAAGCUUGGAUUAAAAUAUUAUAGAAAUAAAUCGAAAUUGCAAUGUUUUUUACAAAAAUUUAUACUUUUGCAAUGAUAUGUGUGUAUAUUAAGUACAAUUAAAAGAUAAAUAAGUAUAGAGCUCUUAAUACUUAUGCCUUGAAUUAGAAGAUGAUAUAAUAGAAUCUAUUUAGUAUCUGCAAAUGAACUAUUUGUUAAUAUUUGGAAAAAAAAAAGUUUUUGUUUUCUAUUAAAAGAAGUUGAUGGAAAUAUCUCCUAAGGUUUAAUAUUUACUAAUAUUUAUUGACAAAAAUAGUGAAAUUUUAAUUAAUUUGGAUUAAAUCAGCUAACAGUCACAGAUAAUUAGUGAAAAUUAGUUUAAUUUUGGGGUAUAUUUAGAAAAUAAUUAUUAUAUGAUAGGUUUGUCUGAUCAGGAAAAUUAUCAGAAAACUAAAUAUCUUUAUCGAUUAAGAGCAGCUAAAAACAGACAGGAUAUUUAACCAUACUUAGUACCAAAUGAUUCUAAUAGUUAGAGUAUUUACACAUUCUAUUUAUAUAAUCAAGGAUAUCUAUAUAAUUAUUUUUAUGUCUAUAAUUUCAAUUAUGACAGCGGAAGCACAAUCUUAUAUUAAGUUAAAUUAAAUGGUAGUUAUACAGGAUUUCUUGACUAAUUUCAUAAUUAAAUUUUUUCUCCAUUUUUUUGGGAUACAAUAGCUUUCCUAAUAUUUGCAAAUUUUUAUCUGCUUCUAAUUCGAAGAAGAAAAAAUAAAAGCAAAAAUAUAAAAUAAUAAAUAGAAGCUAUUGUUUUCCAAAAUUAGAAAGAAAUUAGUAAAAUUGAAUUUUUCUAAAAAUAUGAUAUCAACUUAAAUGAUCCCUUAGGCUCAGGAGGCUUUGGAGACGUGUAUAUAGCAAAAAACAAGCACAUAUAAAUGGUAAAAAAUAAAGCUAUACUUUAAUAAAUGCAUGAGAAGUAUGCGUGUAAAAGAAUUAUCUAUAACAAAGAAAUUAGCUUUGAAGAGCAAAAAAGCUCAGUUAGAAAUGAAAUAGAAAUUCUCUAAAAACUAGGAAAAUAUGAAAAUGUUAUUAAAGUUUAAAAUUAUUUCCUUGAUUUAGAUUAGGCAAUUAUAGCACUUGAGUUAGCAGAAAGCAACUUGCAGUCAAUCAUUUAAAAAAAGCAAGAAAAUUAUCUUUAUGAUAAAUUCUUGGAAAAAGACAUAGUGCAAUUCUUAGAUUAAAUAGCUAAUACAAUUGCAGAUAUUUAUAUAGAGGAAAAAAUAGCUCAUAGAGAUUUAAAACCUGAAAACAUUCUUUUUAAAAAAGGGAUUUACUACUUAUCAGACUUUGGUAUUUCCUAAUAAAUAGAUAAGGCAAGCACAAAAGAAAAUAUAGUAUUUGGAACAAUAAAGUGGAUGUCUCCAGAGUUAAAAAACUUAAAAAUAAAAGAUUAUUAACAUACUUAAGAUGAAAUUGAUAUAUUCAAGAGUGAUAUUUUUAGUCUUGGUCUUAUUUUAUUGUACAUGCUAACUUUAAUUGAUAUUGCUCAAGUAAAUUAAAAUGAAAGCUUAAAAAUAAGCAGAAUAAGAGGUUUAAAGAUGAAUCGUUAAGGAGAUAUUGAUCCAUUAAUUAUAUAAUUAGUAUCUAAAAUGCUUGAGACUGAUCCUGAUAAAAGACCAGAUCCUAGUAUUUUAAAGAAAUCUAUUGACGAUAUCAAAAAUAUGCAAUAAGAUAAAAUUAACAAAAAGAAUAAUAAGCAAGCUUGA